AUGUCAACUCAAUCCCGACCCACCAGCGCGAAAACAAACUACCUCCUCGCCUAUAACUUUGUCUCCGCAGUGCUCUGGCUCACGGUGCUGGGCCGUGUUGUGCUGAUCAGUAAGGAUAAUGGUGGACCAGUGAAGGCGGCGGAGACGGGAAAGGUGUAUCAAGGGCUGGAGAGCUUUACGAGACUGGUCCAGACGGGCGCAUUGCUCGAGGUUGUGCAUAGCUUGGUUGGCAUCGUCCGCGCCCCCAUCUUCACGACCUUAACCCAAGUCGCGAGCCGCAUCCUGCUGACAUGGGGCGUGGGAUACAACUUCCCACAGACUACGGCGAACAGCCCGGCCUACUCGAGUAUGCUGCUGGCGUGGUCGGUGACAGAGGUGGUGCGGUACUCGUAUUUUGUAUUUGUGCUGGGUGGGGUGGGGGUUCCAGGGGUGCUGAGCUGGAUGAGAUACAACACCUUCUUCCUUCUCUAUCCCAUCGGAAUCUCGAGCGAAUGUUGGUUGAUCUAUAAAGCUAUUGCGCCGGCUUCGGAGUGGAAUCCUCUCUUUGGGUAUGCUCUUUGGGGCGUGCUGGCGACCUAUGUGCCUGGCGCAUAUAUGCUAUAUACCUAUAUGAUGAGCCAGCGGCGACGCGUCAUGCGCGGCAAGGGCAAGGCGAAGCAGUAG
Mytilinidion resinicola is the source of this 663-nucleotide messenger RNA. RefSeq names its product PTPLA-domain-containing protein. NCBI's taxonomy places the organism in Eukaryota, Fungi, Ascomycota, Dothideomycetes, Mytilinidiales, Mytilinidiaceae. The record is from RefSeq and is a predicted model, not a curated record. Gene Ontology annotation, cellular component: endoplasmic reticulum membrane. Gene Ontology annotation, biological process: very long-chain fatty acid biosynthetic process; fatty acid elongation; sphingolipid biosynthetic process. Bases 1 to 663 code for a protein of 220 amino acids. Gene Ontology annotation, molecular function: 3-hydroxyacyl-CoA dehydratase activity. The transcript is spliced from 4 exons.